GACUAACCUAGCCGACCAUGGCCAAGCAGAUCACGACGACGUUCGACUCCAAGGCGUGGGACAUGAACCCGGCGCACCUCGGCAUCGCGUUCGAGCACGACCACGCCAUCACAACACUUACAUUCCGCGGCGAUAUGGACGGCAUUGGCACCGGCUCGUACGUCGUGACCUACCUGCCAGGACACGGCGGCAAGCGCGAGCACUUCUCUUACUCCGGCCAGAUCCUGUUUGAGGGCAAGAUCCUAGGCAAGGACGGCACGAUCAUCAUUCGCGAGAACGGCACCUCUGUCGGCGACAAGUUCCACUCGGAGUGGAUCUUUGACACCGUCUCCGGCGCAGGCGAUCUGCAGGGCCUCGCGGGCGAGGGCGAGUACGACGCCAAGCCCGGCCCCACCAAGAACAAUCAGGAGAUAAAGCUCACUGUCUCAUUCCCCUAAGUCGCUGUAAGCCAAGGAAUAUGAGAUGCAGAGUGUUCAGAAGUG
Cutaneotrichosporon oleaginosum is the source of this 482-nucleotide messenger RNA. RefSeq lists its product as uncharacterized. The record is from RefSeq and is a predicted model, not a curated record. Lineage: Eukaryota; Fungi; Basidiomycota; Tremellomycetes; Trichosporonales; Trichosporonaceae.